AUGCUACGAACAUGCCGUCUACCAUCCCGGCAGAUAUCAUACCAACCCCAUCGCCACAUCUCUAAUUCCCGCCAUUUUGCUCCAGGCGACCACGUCCUGCUCCGCUCGGUGAAAGACCGCACCGCCGCUCCCUUACUCACGAAACCAUUGACUCCAGGCCACAAACACGAUACCCAUCGUGGGCCAAUCUCCCACAACGAUAUACUUGGCAAGACAGUCCGAGAUGUCGUUUCCACCACCGCGGGAAAACUGGCAGCGGCAGAAUAUCGACUCCAUGAGGUGAAAUUGGAGGAAUACGUCCGUUUGACUCGACGGCUCGUUACGCCAUUAUAUCCACAGGAUGCCCAACUCAUAGUGAAUCUCCUGGACCUCCAUCCCGAACCACCCCGAUACGGCGGAUCUACCGGAAAUGGAAAGGAAGACAGACUAGAAAUCCUAGAAGCAGGCACAGGCCACGGAGCCCUAACCCUCCAUCUCAGCCGAGCAAUCCAUGCCGCUAACCCGCCUCUCCCUCGCCAUAUCCAAAAGAACUCCUCCAACGAGGAGGAAGACCACAACAUAGCACUCUCAGCCUGGAAAUCCACCCGCAACGCCAUCAUCCACACUAUAGAACUCAACCCCAAAUACUCGACCCACGCGCAGAAAAUCGUGCGUGGUUUCCGGCAUGGAAUGUAUGCCCACAACAUCGACUUCCACAUAGGAUCCGUAAGCGAGUGGAUCACUUCCGCCCUCGCCUCCCCAGACCGAAACCAAAACCGAAAGGGCGAACCCUUCCUCUCCCACGCCUUCCUCGACUUACCGGGUACAGAAGACCAUCUCGCCACGGUAGCGAAAGCGCUAAGGGUCGAUGGAGCAUUAGUCGUGUUUUGUCCGAGUAUCACGCAGAUAAUGACGUGUUUCGAGACUGUGAAGGCGGGGAAGAUACCCCUGGAUCUGGACAAAGUGGUUGAGCUUGGCGUUAAUGGUGGGAGUGGGGGGAGGGAGUGGGACGUUAGGCUCGUGCGACCUAGGGGGGCGGCUUCUGCGGGGGGAAAGAAGGUUGUUCGGGAGGCUGGGGUUGUUGGUGGUGGUGAGGUGACCGAGGGCGAGGUUGGGAGGGGUGAAGGGGAUAGUGGGGUGGAUGUCAGUGAGGGUAUUGAUACAAAGAGCACUACUCCUUCCACCCCUCCUACCACCAGUACUACCACAGACGUCGCCGCCCCCGGCUUGAAAAUGGUCUGCAGGCCCAAAGUCGGCGAGAUGAUAGUCGGUGGUGGCUUCCUGGGCGUCUUCAGGAAGAAGCGUCAGGAUUCAUAA
This is a messenger RNA of Recurvomyces mirabilis, 1296 nucleotides long. RefSeq lists its product as uncharacterized. The transcript has a single exon. The coding region runs from base 1 to 1296 and encodes 431 amino acids. Gene Ontology annotation, molecular function: tRNA (adenine(58)-N1)-methyltransferase activity. Gene Ontology annotation, biological process: mitochondrial tRNA methylation. Gene Ontology annotation, cellular component: tRNA (m1A) methyltransferase complex; mitochondrion. Lineage: Eukaryota; Fungi; Ascomycota; Dothideomycetes; Mycosphaerellales; Teratosphaeriaceae. The record is from RefSeq and is a predicted model, not a curated record.